AUGGCACGUCACCAUCAAUUAACUGCUUAUAUUGAAGUACUUGAUCAAAAUGCAAAUGAGUAUAACAAUGCUAAUCAAAGUCAGAUUUCAGUAUCAAGUGAAAUAUCUAGCUCAAUAUUAAAUAAUAGUUUCUACAUGAAAUCAACCUCUUCAGCAAUUAAUGGACCAUUGGACAAUUUUGCUUUUCAUUAA
Ambispora leptoticha is the source of this 192-nucleotide messenger RNA. Lineage: Eukaryota; Fungi; Glomeromycota; Glomeromycetes; Archaeosporales; Ambisporaceae. The record is from the annotation of a GenBank genome assembly.